AUGGCCGAAAGCGCGUCCAAACGCCUCAAGACCGACGGCGGCAUCACCAUCGGCACGCACAACGGCCACUUCCACGCCGACGAGGCCCUGGCCGUCUACAUGCUGCGCCAGCUGCCCACCUACGCCGACGCCGCCCUGGUGCGCACCCGCGACCCGGCCCUGCUGGCCACCUGCCACACCGUCGUCGACGUCGGCGGCGAGUACGACGCCGCCGCCAACCGCUACGACCACCACCAGCGCACCUUUGCCACCACCUUCCCCGGCCGCCCCACCAAGCUGAGCAGCGCCGGCCUGGUCUACCUGCACUUCGGCCGCAGCCUGGUCGCCCAGAAGCUGCAGAAGCCCGAGGACAGCGACGAGGUCGGGCUCCUGUGGAACAAGAUCUACGAGUCCUUCGUCGAGGCCCUCGACGCCCACGACAACGGCAUCUCGGCCUACGACGCCAAGGGCCUCGAGGCCGCCGGCCUGGAGAAGCGCUUCAGCGAGGGCGGCUUCACCCUGGGCGCCAUGGUCGGCCGCCUGAACCCCAACUGGAACGACCCCGUCCCCAGCGACCCCCAGGAGGCCCAGGCCGCCGAGGACGAGCGCUUCGUCGCCGCCAGCGCCCGCAUCGGCGAGGAGUUCACCCGCGACCUCGAGUACUACGCCCAGGCCUGGCUGCCGGCGCGCGAGAUCGUGCGCCAGGCGUACCAGAAGCGGCUCGAGUACGACCCGGAGGGCCGCAUCAUGGUGCUCGAGGGCCAGAGCGUGCCGUGGAAGGACCACCUGUACACGCUGGAGGAGCAGGAGGGCACCGACAAGAAGGUGCUGUACGUGCUCUACGCCGAGAAGCCCGUGCCCGACGCCAAGUGGAGGAUACAGGCCGUCCCCGUCACCAAGGACUCGUUCCAGAGCCGGAAGCCGCUGCCGGAGCCGUGGAGGGGCGCCCGUGACGAGCAGCUCGACGGCAUCACCGGCAUCCCCGGCGGUGUCUUCAUCCACGCCUCGGGCUUCAUUGGGGGCAACAAGACCUUCGAGGGUGCCAAGGCCAUGGCCGUCAAGGCCUUGACUCUGUAG
Neoarthrinium moseri is the source of this 1056-nucleotide messenger RNA. RefSeq lists its product as uncharacterized. Bases 1 to 1056 code for a protein of 351 amino acids. The record is from RefSeq and is a predicted model, not a curated record. Gene Ontology annotation, cellular component: nucleus; cytoplasm. Lineage: Eukaryota; Fungi; Ascomycota; Sordariomycetes; Amphisphaeriales; Apiosporaceae. The transcript has a single exon.